Molecule: messenger RNA, 1813 nt
Organism: Dunckerocampus dactyliophorus (ringed pipefish)
Lineage: Eukaryota; Metazoa; Chordata; Actinopteri; Syngnathiformes; Syngnathidae
Product: inhibitor of nuclear factor kappa-B kinase-interacting protein-like
Exons: 4
Coding region: 635-1813 (392 amino acids)
Source: RefSeq, a predicted model, not a curated record
UGAUAUAAUAAAUGUUGACUGUGGCAAUAACAUUGAUGGAAUAUCCAUACUGGAGUAGCAAAAAUAUGUCAAAGCUUUGUACAAGCAAUCACAUUGUUGGCAUUUGAAAUGUUUAUUUUGGGACCAUUUAAAAUAAAAUGGCUUACAUAUGAGCUCACCUGCUCAACAUUUAUAUGUUAUUAUUUGUCGAUGUAUUUGCAAGUAAUUAUGUUAAUUCGCCUUUUUUUUAUUGAUUUCUAAGGGGUCUUGUGUCAACACGUUUGGCAACCGCUGACGUGGCCGCUUGGUGCGUUUCAUGGUCUUCUUGCCGCAUGGGAAAGCUGAGUGUUAUAUAGUGAUUCGACACAUUCCAAUAUAUAAACAUAUAUCAAGUAUUUCAAAGCUAUGUUAGUAAAAUGUUCAUAUUAUUUGAAAAGGGAUUAUAUUCAUUCGUAAGAAUUGUAAAAUGUUUAAUCGUCCAUAAUGCUCCCGUUAAUGGUAAUUUUUCGAACUUCCGAGGGGUCAUGAAUGCAUCCUUUCUCAAGCACAACCGGAUGAAAGAAAAGAUUUGUUCUAGAGAGAUCCAACUUUUAAAUCAGUUUUUCUGCACAGUUUCACAUUAUGGGCAUCCCCAAGAAGCUGAACUGUUAUUUUAAUGGAAGCCCUUAAAGAAAACUGCAAAAUGACCACAGAGGUGAAGCAGAGAAAGAAAAAGCAAAAUGAGGAUGUUUCUGCUAACUGCAAGCAAGAAGAGCCAAAAGUGAAGAACGAAGAUGGAAGCGGUCAUAAAACAUCAAGUUUGGACUUUAAAAGCAUCAUGUGCGUUUUGUCGCUCGGAGUCUGUACAGCACUAAGCUGGGUGGUGCUUCAGCAGAAUGAGAGGUUCUCCCAAAUGGAGGAGCAUUUCAGGCUUUUGCAUGGAAAGACGUCGAGUUUGACUCAAAUGGAGGAACAAGUGGCGACAAUGAACAAAAAACUCGCCGCCUCUGAGGCCGACCUCCAGGAGGCGCUCUCUGCUGACCCUAUGGCCACGGAACUCCGGCAGGACGUGUCCACGCUUCACGCCGCUGUCGUGGCCAUGCAAGCAGACGAGAGCUCGGCGUCCGGAGACCUCCAGGCGGUCAACGGCCGCUUCCUGAACGUGACGGAUACGUGGCAGGCCCGCCUCGCCGCCGCCGCCUCUGAGCUGGCCGCCCUCAAGGCCGAGGCCCGGGAGGCCCACACGGGGGCCACGGAGAAGGUGAAUGAGGCGGAGAGGAGGCUCAGGGCGCUGGCGGACAAGUUGGAGGAGCUGGAGGACAGCACCAGGAGGAACGCCCGGGCGUUGGAGCGUACUGAGGAGGACGACGCCAAGCACGCUCAGGACCAGCUGGACUGGAACACCGAGCAGAUCCACAAGCUGGAGGAGCACGUCAACAGGCUGGCCCACAAGGAGACGGAGCUUAGCUUGGAGCUGCAGGAGCACAUCCCGCGGGCGCAGGAGUGUGAGGAGCACCUGCCCCACGUGGAGGAGGCGCUGCGCUCCAUCCUCAAGCUGGGCGGCGAUCUGAGCGGGGCGGAGAAGCAUCUGGAGGAGGUGACGCUGCAGGUGUUUGGGGCUGAGGACAGCAUGCUGAAGACCCUCAACCAAGUCCUGGAGAUGAGGCGGGAGGUGGACGCCCUGCAGGCCCGCAGCAGCAUCCUCAAGAUGAAGAGUGAGCUCUCGGUGGUGCGGGAGGCGGUGCAUGAACUCACCAUGGUGCUGAGGGGGAGUCGGGUUACUGAUGGAGAGGAGGACGAUGAGGAGCAGGAGCCGGAUGAGGAGUGGGUUGAAGAUGAUGGCGUCACCCAAUGA